This is a messenger RNA of Oldenlandia corymbosa var. corymbosa, 2072 nucleotides long. The record is from the annotation of a GenBank genome assembly. Lineage: Eukaryota; Viridiplantae; Streptophyta; Magnoliopsida; Gentianales; Rubiaceae.
UAAACUAUUAAUGAAAAGUGACCAGAGUCCCAUACCCGUCUUCGCUGGCUGACUCUUGUCGCUGCUUCCCCAUUAUUAAAUUAACACCAUCAAAUUAGCAGACAUUCUUCAUCGCACUCCAAGAAGCUCUUCUUUCAAUUACCAAGAAAAAGAAUAAAAAGAAAAAAAAAAAAAAAAACCCUUCUUUCCUUCUUCCAGCAAGCUCCCGGAUCAAAUUAUCUUCUUCAGGGGUGAUGAUAAAGUUCAGAUAUUUUCCGAAGCAAUUCUUGGACUGAUUUGCUUGGAUUUCUUCGCAUCCCUUUGAAUGUUUUCAUUAUAUCCGUAGAAAUUCUCAUCCAGUAAAGUUAGUUUUGUAGUUUUCCUGUUGGGUUUUUUCCUCCAUAUCUCCAACUAAUACAACCCUGAAAAAUUCUCUCCUGAAUCUUCCCACUGGAACCUACUUCAAGCCCCUUUAGUCAUUAAUUUAUAAUUUUCUGUUGGUUCUUUCCAAUCCUGUUUUCCAAGAUGCGUCCACUUUCAGCUUUAAUUUUAGCAUUUUUUGUUUCUGCUCUGCUGCUAAAGAAUGGCAGGGGGGCAUCUGCUGGUGCUGAGCCGGUUACUUGUUCCGGCAUUGUUCCGAUGAGGUACCGGAAUGAUAAGAUAUCCAUUACGGAUUUUGGAGGGGUUGGGGAUGGGGUGACAUUGAAUACUAAGGCUUUUAGAGAAGCAAUUUAUCGGAUCGAGCAUUUGAAGAGAAGGGGUGGAACGCUUCUUUACAUUCCUCCCGGAGUUUUCUUAACUGAGAGCUUUAAUCUCACUAGCCAUAUGACUCUUUACUUGGCUCAGGGUGCCGUCAUCAAGGCUACCACGGAUACAAGGAAUUGGCCUUUAGUUGCUCCUUUGCCUUCAUAUGGGAGAGGCAGAGAACGACCUGGAGGAAGGUACAUGAGCUUUAUCCAUGGGGAUGGCCUCCGUGAUGUGAUAAUCACUGGUGAAAACGGCACAAUUGAUGGUCAAGGUGAAGUAUGGUGGAAUAUGUGGAGGCAAAGAACUCUGCUCUAUACCAGACCAAAUCUUAUCGAGUUAAUGAACUCGAGAAGCAUAAUCAUAUCAAAUGUCAUAUUCAAGAAUUCGCCAUUUUGGAACAUCCAUCCUGUGUAUUGCAGCAACGUCGUGAUCAAUUAUGUAACUAUAGUAGCCCCGACUGAUUCCCCCAAUACUGAUGGAAUUGAUCCAGAUUCAAGCACCCAUGUAUGCAUCGAAGAUUCAUACAUUUCCACAGGAGAUGACCUUGUUGCCGUGAAAAGUGGGUGGGACGAGUAUGGAAUAGCUUACAAUCGGCCUAGCCACGACAUCACCAUCAGGCGGGUAACUGGGUCAUCUCCAUUUGCUGGGAUUGCCAUUGGAAGCGAAACAUCUGGAGGCAUACAAAAUGUGUUAGCAGAGCACAUAAACCUCUAUAAUGUGGGAGUCGGCAUUCAUUUGAAGACAAAUAUUGGCAGGGGAGGGUUGAUAAGGAACAUAACAGUGUCGAACGUGUAUAUGGAAAAUGCCCGGCAAGGGAUUAAAAUUGCAGGAGAUGUAGGCGACCAUCCAGAUGAAAAUUACAACCCUAAUGCUCUACCGGUUGUUAAGGAGGUGACGAUUAAGGAUGUCUGGGGUUAUGGGGUUAAGCAAGCGGGUUUGUUGCACGGUUUGAAGAACGCUCCGUUUACAGGGAUUUGUCUUUCUAAUAUCAACCUACAUGGUUCAACUGGGCCGAGAACUCCUCCCUGGAAGUGCUCUGAUGUAAGUGGAGCUGCAGUUGGAGUUAGCCCAUGGCCAUGUUCGCAACUCACCAGUACAUUCCAUGCGGGUGCGUGCUCUUCCAAUGCUUUUUAGGAGCCGCAUACUUAGAUGAGAUCCUCUUUGUUCGAACUUUUUUAUGUGUAACUUGUAUAUCAUUACACCCCAAAAAAAUUGGUAUCUCGCUGUGUAAUUUGUAUUCUUUAACAAGUGGUACGUUGGAAGAUUUGAACGACCCGUGUAUGAUGUAUUUUGUUCUUGACACAUGCUCAGUUCAGUUUUUAUAGAAAGGUAAAAGUUUUUUUUUA